Molecule: messenger RNA, 540 nt
Organism: Camelina sativa (false flax)
Lineage: Eukaryota; Viridiplantae; Streptophyta; Magnoliopsida; Brassicales; Brassicaceae
Source: RefSeq, a predicted model, not a curated record
AUGGUUCAUAUUGAUAGGAUACCUUCGCCGAACAAGGAUGGAGCCUCGUCAUCGACGGUGCAGAAAUCCCCCUUUUCGAGUCGGACUCGUAUCCGAUGGAUUUUGGAUCGACCCGACGACGGAGCUGGACUUGCAGGUCAGAAAGUCCAAAUCAGCGGGUGGGUUAAAUCGGGAAGGGAGCAAGGAAAAGGGACUUUUGCUUUUCUUGAAGUGAACGAUGGAACCUGCGCAGCGAAUCUUCAGAUCAAGGUUGAUGCUUCUGUAGUACACUCACAUCUCUCCAAGUUGGUUGCGACGGGGACUAGUCUGACCGUUGAUGGGUGUUUGAAGCUUCCUCCGCAAGGCAAAGAUACGAAGCAGAAGAUUGAGCUUAGCGCCGAGAAGGUGACUGAUGUUGGAACGGUGGAUCCGGUUAAGUACCCGAUUCAUAAGAAGAAGCUGACUCUAGAGCAUCUGAGAGACCAUACUAACUUUCGUGCAAGGACCACCACGAUGGCAGCAGUUACAAGAAUCCGACGUGAGAUUACUCUUUUUAAUUAA